Maudiozyma saulgeensis is the source of this 678-nucleotide messenger RNA. NCBI's taxonomy places the organism in Eukaryota, Fungi, Ascomycota, Saccharomycetes, Saccharomycetales, Saccharomycetaceae. The record is from the annotation of a GenBank genome assembly.
AUGAAGUGUUUCCCAAUUAUUUUAUUACUAGGAGUAAUCGGUUAUUUGCUAAACAGUGUAUAUUAUACAUGGCUACCAACUAAUUACAUAUUUGAUGUAAACACAUUGAAUCAAAUUUGUAAUACUGUUAUUGCCAAGCACAACGCUACAACUAAUGAAGAAACUUUCUCUACAGAUGCUUUAUUAAGUGAUCUUAGAGACGCUUUAGCAUCUCAUUAUGGUGAAGAAUAUAUUAAUAAAUACGUUCCUGAAGAUUGGGUAUUUAACAAUGCGGGUGGUGCCAUGGGUCAAAUGAUUAUUUUACAUGCUUCAAUUACUGAAUAUGUGAUAUUUUUCGGUACUGCCGUUGGUACUGAAGGUCAUACAGGUGUUCAUUUUGCUGAUGAUUAUUUCACAAUCUUACAUGGUGAACAAUAUGCUGCUUUCCCAAAUGCUUUAACUCCAGAAAUUUACACUCCUGGUAUGACUCAUCAUUUACCAAAGGGGUGGUCUAAACAGUACGCUAUGCCAAGUGGUUCUUUCGCCUUGGAAUUGGCUCAAGGUUGGAUCCCAUGUAUGUUACCUUUCGGUUUCUUAGAUACUUUCUCAAGUACUUUGGAUCUUUACACUUUAGGUAAGACAGUUUAUUUAACUGCAAAGGAUAUGGGUAAGAAUUUAAUUCAAAAUGGGAAAUUUUAA